Cydia amplana is the source of this 1756-nucleotide messenger RNA. RefSeq names its product zinc finger protein 761-like. Bases 31 to 1755 code for a protein of 574 amino acids. The record is from RefSeq and is a predicted model, not a curated record. Gene Ontology annotation, molecular function: zinc ion binding; DNA-binding transcription factor activity, RNA polymerase II-specific; RNA polymerase II cis-regulatory region sequence-specific DNA binding. The transcript has 5 exons. Lineage: Eukaryota; Metazoa; Arthropoda; Insecta; Lepidoptera; Tortricidae. Gene Ontology annotation, biological process: regulation of transcription by RNA polymerase II. Gene Ontology annotation, cellular component: nucleus.
GUUUUUCGAACGAAUGACAUAACAAACACGAUGGAUUUAUCAAGUGUGUGCCGAUGUUGUUUGUCCCAAGGCUUGGUAAAAAACUUGUACUCCAGCUAUGUAUGGCUGGACACCACCGAAAUAUAUUCGGAUAUGCUGCAGGGUUGUUUCAAUAUUGCCCUGGCCAAGUUGGAGAACGGGAACAUCUGCGAGAACUGUAUCAUGCAACUGCGGAGUGCGAUGCGCUUCAAGCAGCAGGUGCUGGUCUCCGAGAGGCAGUUCCUCAGGCAGCUGCAGUCUUGCGUUGAUAAUGAAGAGAAGCCAUUCGAAGUAAAGGUGGAGCCCAAAUAUGAGCUCUCAUUCGAUGACGACUCCGAUGACUACUUCCUGGCGGAUACAGCCAGAGAAGUUCCCGUGCAGGUGAUCAAGCCCGAAGCCCGGGAGGUGAAGAAGGCUGUCCCGCAGAAGAGGCCCCUCAAGAGGGAGCGGGAGCGCGCCAGGAAGAUCAGGACGCUCGUGAACAGGCUCGCCUCCUCCAUGAAUUCCUGUGAGCUGCCAGACAUAACGACUCUAAAAAAGAAAGAAAUAAACCAGAUCGUCAAGACGGGACGAAAGCAACCCAGACCGGAGCCCCGCGAAAGGAUACCCCGAGAGAGGUUGCCCCGGGAAAGGAUAGACCUCGCUUGGACCUCACGGGUCAAAAACGACAAGAACAAACACAGAGCUAACCUCCAAACUAUACUAACUUGCUCCAACGCUGUACCUUUCAAAAACAAGUCACUUCUAGGCUUCCUAUGUGGGUACUGCGAAGAGCGUUUCCCCGACCCGGCUGAUUUAAGAACUCACACCGAAAAACAACAUAAGAAAGAAGGCUUGGACCACAAAUCUACUUUCGAUAUGACAGAGUACAACGUGAAAUUAGACGUUGGUGAACUAACUUGUACUCUGUGCGAUGAAAAAAUGGACAAUUUAACCGUUCUGAAGAAUCAUUUAGUCAAGGUACAUAAGAAAACUAUUUACAACGAUAUUAAAGAUCAUAUAUUGCAGUUUAAGUUAAAGAAAGGUGAUGUGUACGACUGCGCGCUGUGUACAUCCACUUACGAGACAUUUAAGAUGCUCAAACAGCACAUGAAUAAGCAUUACGCGAAUUAUAAUUGUAAAAAAUGUGGUACCGCUUUCGCUACUAAGCGGUCUUUGAAUUCGCACCGCUCAACUCAUCUGGAAGGCAGUCACAAGUGCCCGCACUGUGACAAAGUGUUCGCUAGUAAAUCUAAACAGCAUUACCAUGUGAAAACUAAGCAUUUAGGUUCAAGAAACGUUUCAAAUUGCCCGUUCUGCAACGAGCCGUUCCGGAGUUACUACCAGCGGAACCAACAUUUGGUUAAAGUGCAUAACUCGGAAGCGAAAUACAAAUGCAAUGUUUGCGAUAAAGCUUAUAUACUAAAGAGUUUACUAAUGUAUCAUAUUAAGAAAACUCAUCUAAUGGAAAGGAAUUGCCAGUGUACCGAAUGUGGCUACAAGUUUUUUAGUAAGAAAGCGCUGAAUGCCCAUAUGGUAAAGCAUACCGGGGAAAGGAAAUAUUCGUGUGAAGUUUGCCACAAGUCUUAUGCGAGGAAGUAUACGCUCCGGGAACACAUGAGGAUACAUAAUAAUGAUAGACGGUUUAAGUGUGACGUUUGUGCAAUGACUUUCGUACAGAAGUGUAGUUUGAAGAGCCAUCUGCUGUCGAAUCAUGGUAUUAGUAUGGCUGCUUGCGAUAUAGCUUCUACCGAAUAGU